AUGUCUUUCCUGACGUGUUUCUCAAGGUACAGAACCAUUUGGCUAAAAGAUCUUGACACUGUACAAAUCAUCGACCAAAGGCAUCUCCCUCACGAGUUUGUGAUCGAGGAUGUCCUUUCACUGGAUGAGAUGUGUGUCGUCAUCAAGGAUAUGCAUGUGCGAGGUGCCGGCCUCAUAGGAUGUGCUGCAGCGUACGGGAUGUACCUCAGCCUUCGCAAGCUGUGCACAUCAAGCAGUGUCGAACAGGUCCGGGAAUGCCUUCAGAAUGCGUCAAAGAAGCUGUGUGCGACCCGCCCGACGGCGGUGAAUCUCCGAGUUGGCGUUGAAAAGGUUGGGAGGGCCGUAGAGAGUGUCCUGGGACAGAACGGUGGUGGCAGUGUGGAGGCGGCAUUGGAGGCUGCCCGCAAGGAGGCUGCUAGGAUCACGGAUGAGGAUGCGGACUUUUGCCGCCGCAUUGGGGAAGCGGGUGCCGACCUGCUUCAGAAGCUUUAUGAGAGGAAGAAGUCGUCGGCAAGCGCAGCAGAAGGAGAGCUGAAGAUCAACGUGCUAACGCACUGCAACGCCGGCUGGCUGGCGUUCGCUGACUGGGGCUCCGCGCUAUCUCCCGUGUAUGCAGCCUUCGACAAGGGACUUCCCAUCCAUGUCUGGGUGGAUGAGACCCGGCCACGGAACCAAGGGGCGUCGUUGACAGCCUGGGAACUGGCAAAGCACGGCGUGGCUCACACGGUCAUCGCUGACAACGCUGGUGGUCAUCUCAUGAGGACCGGUUUGGUGGACGUGGUCAUCACUGGUGCGGACCGAGUCUCCAGCGGUGGAGAUGCGUGCAACAAAAUCGGCACCUACCUGAAGGCGCUGGCGGCCAAAGACAACAAUGUGCCGUUCUAUGUUGCUUUGCCCUCCAGCACGAUUGACUGGCAGCUUAGAGACGGGGCAGAAAUCCCCAUUGAGCAACGUGGCGAUGAUGAAGUGAAGUAUGCGGAGGGCCUCUGUGAGGAUGGCAAGCGUCGUAGGGUGCUCCUGACGCCCGAAAGCAGUUCGGCUGGCAAUUGGGCGUUUGACGUGACGCCGUCACGUUUGGUCACCGGGCUGCUGACGGAGCGCGGACUGGCGGAGGCCUCCGAGGAAGGCCUUGCUGCCCUUUUCUCUGAGGUGGACCGGACCUGA
This is a messenger RNA of Symbiodinium natans, 1164 nucleotides long. The record is from the annotation of a GenBank genome assembly. Lineage: Eukaryota; Dinophyceae; Suessiales; Symbiodiniaceae.